AGUUGGGGAGUUCAUGUUCAAGCAGAGACUGAACAUAGCUUUCCUUUGUUUUGUUGGGGAAUUCAUAUUUCACUAUGGUUGGACCCUUUUUCUGAUCAGAAGAAUAAAGAGAACAACAUCUACACAAGCAAUGGCUUAUUCCAGCAAUAUCCUGUCUGAAGAACAAUUCCAAUGCUCUAUCUGUCUCGAUGUGUUUACUGACCCUGUCUCCACACCAUGUGGACACAACUUUUGCAUGGCCUGUAUCAGAGGAUACUGGGAUAGUACUGACCUGUGCCAGUGUCCAAUGUGUAAGGAAACAUUCGACAGAAGACCUGAGCUUCGUGUCAAUACUUUUAUUUCUGAAAUGGCUGCUCAGGUCAAGAAGUUAGCUCCAGUUGAAGUCACACCCAUCACCACAGGACAACCUAUGGCCAAACCUGGAGAAGUGCUCUGUGAUGUCUGCACUGACAGAAAGCUCAAGGCCCUGAAGUCCUGCCUGAUGUGUCUUGUCUCAUACUGUGAGACUCACCUGGAGCCUCAUCAGAGAAUUGCAGCCUUGAUGAAACACAAGCUAAUCAACCCUUUGGAGAACCUGGAAGACAGGGUGUGUGCGAAGCACGAGAGACCCCUGGAGCUGUUCUGUCGGAGUGAUCAAAAGUAUGUAUGUCAGAUCUGCACUGAAACAGACCACAAGACCCACAACACUGUCCCUAUGGAGGAAGAGUGUGGAGAGAGGAAGGCUCACCUGUGGAAGACCAAGGGUAAAGCACAGCAGAUGAUCCAUGAGCGAGUGCAGAAGGUUAAGGAGAUGCAACACUCAGUAGAGCACAGCAAGAAAGAAACAGAGAAAGAGAUAGUGGGCAGUGUGGAGGUCUUCACUGCACUGGUACGAUUCAUUGAGAGAAGCCAGGCUGAGCUAAUUGAGGUCAUUGAGGAGAAGCAGAGAGCAGCAGAGAGGCAGGCUGAAGGCCUCAUUAAAGAGCUGGAGCAGGAAAUCACUGAGCUACAGAGGAGAUGCACUGAGCUGGAGCAGCUCUCACACACUGAGGACCACCUCCACCUCCUCCAGAGCUCCCCAUCUCUCUGCACCCUUCCAUCCACUAAGGACUGGACUGAGAUCAGUGUGCACAGCAGUCUGUGUGUGGGGACUGUGAUGAGAGCUGUUUCUCAUAUGGAGAAGGCACUUACUAAAGAGAUGGAGAAGUUGCCUGAAAUCAAACUAAAGAGGAUAGAACAGUAUGCAGUGGAUGUGACACUGGAUCCUGGUACAGCUAAUCCCUUUCUCAUCAUAUCUGAAGACAGAAAACAAGUGAGGUAUGACGACAUAAUCCAGGAUCUGCCUACAAACCCAGAGAGAUUUGAUCCUGCUGUAUGUAUCAUGGGAAAGGAGGGUUUUUCCUCAGGAAGAUCCUACUAUGAGGUCCAGGUGGAAGGGAAGACCCGCUGGGCUUUAGGAUUGGCCAGAGAGUCCAUCAACAGGAAGGGGAGUAUUACACUAAAUCUAAUAAAUGGAUUCUACACUGUAAGGCUGAGGAGGGAUGAGUAUGUGGCUAACGCAGAACACAGUGUACCUCUCUCACUGAACGAGAAGCCCCGGAAAGUGGGGGUGUAUGUGGAUUAUGAGGAGGGGGAUGUCAGUUUUUACAAUGUGGAGGCCAGGUCUCAUAUCUACUCUUUCACUGGCUGCACCUUCACUGAGAGGCUCUACCCAUUUUUCUUUGCAGGUGAUAAUAAUGGGGGUAAAAACACAGCACCAAUUAUCAUCUGUCCUGUUAAGUCCCUCAGCUUAGUUUGACAUCACAUGGGUUUUUGCAAUGUGAGGCUCUAAAUCACAAUAAAAGUGUAAAUAUUCAACAUUCCAAUUAUACUAAGAGAAAAGGGCAAUGUCUAAGUUAAGUUACAUCACUGUAUCCUCCAUAAUAAUCACAAUCAAGGAAGCUGUUGCACAUGCAGUCUUUCAUAGAGAUGUUGUGUUCUGGAGUAUAUGUAGAACAUUCCUUAACCACCAGGGAGCGCUGUUGAGACAUACUGCUCUCACUGCCGACAUCUGCUGGAGAAAAAAAGGACUGACAACGAAAUGGAUAACACAUGUUUUGCCUCCAUACUCAUUAUUACAUUAAAAUAAUAAUAAAGAUGGAAAGAUCAAGUC
Molecule: messenger RNA, 2131 nt
Organism: Coregonus clupeaformis (lake whitefish)
Lineage: Eukaryota; Metazoa; Chordata; Actinopteri; Salmoniformes; Salmonidae
Product: E3 ubiquitin-protein ligase TRIM21
Exons: 2
Coding region: 14-1777 (587 amino acids)
Molecular function (GO): protein binding; zinc ion binding
Source: RefSeq, a predicted model, not a curated record